Molecule: messenger RNA, 3550 nt
Organism: Cynoglossus semilaevis (tongue sole)
Lineage: Eukaryota; Metazoa; Chordata; Actinopteri; Pleuronectiformes; Cynoglossidae
Product: transmembrane protein 42-like
Exons: 3
Coding region: 2009-2461 (150 amino acids)
Cellular component (GO): membrane
Source: RefSeq, a predicted model, not a curated record
GAUUUCUUCUGGGUUUAGAUGCUUAAAGAAAGACAGAAUCAUUAUUGAUCAAUAGUUUCCUUUCAUUCAUGGGCCCCAAAUGUCCGUAAAAUAAACCCACUCUGAUGUGUUCAAAUAUGAUUACUGUUGUUGAUCCCGUUUUAGUUCAGUUUCUUUUGUCAGCUUGAGUCUAAAACCAAACACCACGUUUAGACAAUCCAAGUAGUGAUGACGACGCUCGCUGAAGACAAAAACAACACGUUUGUCCCUGAGAGUAUUUAUUUGGUGGAUGAUUGAGGCUGAGGUGACUAAAGCGUUCAUUAUUAAGUGAUUUUUAUUUUGUUUUGGAUUCUGAGGUUUCUUCCAUCAAUUGUAAUGGCCUUGAUGUAGGUAUGAGAAUGAAAAAUGCCUUUUUGAAUAAAGAGGUUGAAGUAAUCUUUGUGUUAUUUGUUGGUGAAAAUAAAUGCCCUAAUAUUUUAUUUAUUAAGCUCUUGAUUUCACCAUUUUAUUAAUUCAUUAAAUUAAUAUUUCCUACAUUCCUAAGAGUUAUGGUUAUCAAAUACACCCCCCUCUCCCCUGUUUUUUUAGAAAUAAAACAUUUUUGCAUUUUGAUAUAAUCCUUUUUUUUGUAUUUCCUAUUGUUAUUACAAUAAACAUUUGACCUUGGCUGCCUUUAAGUUAGUCAAGUUAAAGCUUUGCUGUUAGCUGUAAUCGUCAUUGUGAAUGCCUCUUGCAUGCUUAAACCUAUGAAAGACUAAUAAUUACUGGCCUUGUCAUUGCUGACACCCCCACCUGGGAUUUGGGGACUAGGUGGAGUAACCAGAACCUCCUGCAUGCCAGGAGGUUCUACCAAAGGGUUAUUGGCACCCCUGAAGAACAUCAGUGAGAUAUAUAUAUAUUUAAAUGUGUUCAUGAAUCAAAAUUUCAUGCAACUGAAAGUGUUCAAGUUUAUCCCACACAAUGGACCAUAGGUAUGAAUGUGAAUGGUCAUUUAUAUGAGGCCCUGUGAUGGACUGGUGAACUGUCCAGGAUCUUUACCCAGCCCUUGCCCAUCGACACCCUUUCCCACUUCCCCGACAACCCACCUGUGAUUUCGCAAAGAAAAAAAAGGAGAGUUAGCAGCUGGUACAAAGCCCCAGUUUAUUAAAAUUGACCAAAAACAAAGCAAAACAUUUCAGACAGGUGGACAGUUUUAACAUUUAACAGUUGGGAAAAUCUCCACUUUUGGAGCUGGUGGGUUUUGUGUAUAGAAGACUAGUUUGAAAAAGUGUACCAGUGUUUGCCAUCGGACUGACAGAAAGUUGCAUGAACCAGAAGACUACAGUACCUCAUACCUCAACUAUGAACCACCAGUUCCUGAACAAAACUUUUAGGUUAAGCAGAGUAUUUUGGACAUAAUGCAACAGGUCACCAAAUUUGAUUGUUGGAUUUCCUGUUGACCAUAGUGACGUAGACAGACGUUAUGUUAAUGAACUUUUGGCUACAUCCCUGAAGGGGAUACUGAUUUCUGUAUGGUGUUUGAUAGCAGUUUGAAUCUACUGUGUGGCAGUACGUACUGCUUCAUAUCCUCGUCUCAUUCCUCUGUCUUUAUGGAUUGGCAAAUUUCUAAACUGGUGGUUUCUUCUAAGCUUUAAAGACAAAUGCUUUUGGGUGUCUGCAGGCCUCUGUAUGUUGCCAUGUUCAUCUCUUUAGGAACCUGUGUAUUUGGGGAAAAUAACGCAUUUAGCUCCUUAUGGCGUCUUUCUUAAUACAGACUGUCAUGAAAAUAAAAAAAGCAUUAUUUUAAAUUACAAUCAGGUUUGUGGAGUCAAAAUGUGUACAUGUAUUUUUAAUAGCGUUAGCUGAUAUUUACGUCAUCAAUAAGUGCCAUUCCGCGUCGGUCAGGAGUCGUUACGUUUUAAACGUGAGACGAUGUUUACGGAAGAGGCUAAAUUAACACUUUAUAUCGACAAUUAUUAACGUUUACGGAAUGGUUUGUUAUUUACAUGGGUGAACGUCGCAAUUAAUAAUUUUGAAUUUCUCCUUCAGUAUGCUCUCCGGGUCAUUCUACGCGUUAAUAGCUGGGUUUUUAAGCGCUGUUGCGUCGUUGUCUGCCAAACUGUCCCUCGGUGCAGACUAUCUGAGGGACAUGUGUGAGGCAGCGAUGGUCAGCUGGACUGACACUCGGGGUGAAGCUGAAAGGUGUGAGUGGCUCCAUGUUCCCCUGCGGCUGCUCUGUGGAGUCUUGCUGUUCGUAUGCAAUGCUGUCAUGUGGACCUUUUUCUCCAAGGCUCUCCGGCACUGCUCCUCCUCAGCCAGAGCUACGGUCACUACCACAGCAUCCAACUUUGUCUCCUCAGCUGUCCUGGGGAGGCUAAUUUUUGGAGAAACUCAUGCAUCUCUAUGGUGGCUGGGAAUCUGUCUCACUCUUUGUGGACUGCUGGUACUCCAUGGAGCCACAACUCAGUGCAUCACCCAGGAAGAGGACAAAAAGGAAGCAUGACCUGAGAGCAGCUGUGGUCUUAUGAUUCUGGACUGGAUGUCCCCAGGAGAAACACUUAAAGUGACGUCCAUUGCAGAGUGGCCUUCUAUUGUGGCAACCCUAAGGCACAUCUGUGCAGUAAUCAUGCUGUCUAAUCAGCAUCUUGAUAUGCCACACCUGUGAAGUGGAUCGAUUAGCUCGGCAAAGGAGAAGUGCUCACUAACAGAUUGAAGUUCCUGAAGUUGUUUGUAUUUGCGUAAGUUACACAUACAUUAAUAUUACUACAAUUAUAAUAAUUAUAGUAAUAUUAUAGUUCAAUAAAUCACUGGCAAUGUCAUAUUGUUGAUGGAAAUAUAUCUUGAGACUGGCUUGUUUUCCUUUCUAUGUUCUAACACCCAGUAAAACACAAAUCAAUGUCUCUUAAACAUAAUAAUAAAAUGUCAAUAUUAAUGUGUUCUACCCCUGAACUAAAGUAAUCAUUUUGGUUAUUCUUACAAUCACAGUAGAAGCCACCAGAAAUGUAACAUAGAAAAAAAAUCUUUUAUUUUUUAAUUUAACAAGCCUACAGGCAUAUAAAAGUGGUUUUAAAAACAGAAGAACUGAUAAAACAUGAAAUUCCUGACACAUUUAAUACCGUUAUAACAUGUAUGGGCCCUUGACUUGCAAUCAAUAACCAGUUCUCUCACACCCACACAUUCAUCCCUUCACAGGAAGGUAAUGACAACUGUUGUCCACAAGAGGGACAGCUGGAGAAACGGUCUCGUCACAGACAGAAAGGUAAGUUACUGUAUAUUAAGGCACAAGGUGAAUUCAAAUACUCAGUAGUGUUACUGCGUUGGAGCUGUCCUGAGAUAAUACAUGUUGUCAUAAUAUAUACUACACUACUGACUUCAUAGAAUCAAAGUGGAAGCAUUUCAGUUGUGCUCACCUAAUAAUAAUACAACGGACAAUUUACAUAGGAACACUAGUAAAAGAUGAGAGACUGUUAAGAAGUGACCAAGUGGCAUGUGUGGUUUUUCUUUUGUCAUAAUAUCACAGUCUGACUCCACACAUGCAUUUCUAAAAUAGUGUCUUCUCUUCUGCAGAUUGACCUCCUGGAGAUUCCUGGGA